CCAUGGCGUCCCCGGCGCUGGCGGCGGCGCUGGCGGCGGCGGCGGGCCCCAACGCGAGCAGCGCCGGCGAGGGGGGCAGCGGCGGGGACGCCAACGCCUCGGGCGCCGCUCCGGGGGCCGCCUGGGGGCCGCCCCCGGGCCAGUACUCGGCGGGCGCCGUGGCGGGGCUGGCUGCUGUGGUGGGCUUUCUCAUCGUCUUCACCGUGGUGGGCAACGUGCUGGUGGUGAUCGCCGUGCUGACCAGUCGGGCGCUGCGUGCGCCACAGAACCUCUUCCUGGUGUCGCUGGCCUCGGCCGACAUCCUGGUGGCCACGCUGGUCAUGCCUUUCUCACUGGCCAACGAGCUCAUGGCCUACUGGUACUUCGGGCAAGUGUGGUGCGGCGUGUACCUGGCACUGGACGUGCUCUUCUGCACCUCGUCCAUCGUGCACCUGUGCGCCAUCAGCCUGGACCGCUACUGGUCGGUGACGCAGGCCGUCGAGUACAACCUGAAGCGCACACCGCGCCGCGUCAAGGCGACCAUCGUGGCCGUGUGGCUCAUCUCGGCCGUCAUCUCCUUCCCACCGCUCGUCUCGCUCUACCGCCAGCCCGACAGUGCCGCCUACCCGCAGUGCGGCCUCAACGACGAGACAUGGUACAUCCUGUCGUCCUGCAUCGGCUCCUUCUUCGCGCCCUGCCUCAUCAUGGGCCUGGUCUACGCGCGCAUCUACCGCGUGGCCAAGCUGCGCACGCGCACGCUCAGCGAGAAGCGCGCGCCCACGGGCCCCGACGGGGCGUCCCCAACCACUGAGAAUGGGCUGGGUGCUGCGGCGGGCGCGGGCGAGAACGGGCACUGCGCGCCCCCGCGCCGCCCGUGCGCGGACGUGGAUCCGGAGGACAGCAGCGCGGCGGCGGAGCGGCGGCGGCGCCGGGGUGCGCUGCGGCGGGGCGGGCGGCGGCGCGCUGCCGGGGAAGGGGGCGCGGGCGGCGCGGGCGGCGCCGACGUGGCGGCGCCCGGGCCGGGGCCAGGGGCGAGCGAUUCGGGCGCGCUGGCUGCCGCUAGGUCCCCAGGUCCCGGCGGGCGCCUCUCGCGCGCCAGCUCUCGCUCCGUCGAGUUCUUUUUGUCGCGCCGCCGCCGGGCGCGCAGCAGCGUUUGCCGCCGCAAGGUGGCCCAGGCGCGCGAGAAGCGCUUCACCUUCGUGCUGGCGGUGGUCAUGGGCGUGUUCGUGCUCUGCUGGUUCCCCUUCUUCUUCAGCUACAGCCUGUACGGCAUAUGCCGCGAGGCCUGCCAGGUGCCCGACCCGCUUUUCAAGUUCUUUUUCUGGAUCGGCUACUGCAACAGCUCGCUCAACCCGGUCAUCUACACCGUCUUUAACCAGGACUUCCGCCGUUCCUUUAAGCACAUCCUCUUCCGACGGAGGAGAAGGGGCUUCAGGCAGUGAGCCCGGCGCCGGUCUCGAGCAGACCCUGGACAGCUCCAGGCGGCGCCUUGGGAAGGCAUACCCGCACGCCACCCCAACCUCGCCAGGAGAAAGCGGGGGCAGCAGCUUCCCCCAGACCCAGAGAUGGAUUGACCUCUGGGACAUAGGGGAGGGUACCACAGGGCAGGAGUGUGGGCUAAGGGACGGCAGGGACCCCGGGGAGGGGGGGAGGAGAGAGGGGCAACCCCUCUGCCUUUCCAUCUCAGCAAAGGGCUGCUUUUGGGCCUUCGACCCGGAUCUGGCCCUGGGGGCCCCUGCAGAGGUGCGGCUGUGAGGUCAGAGUCUCAGACAGCAGAAGUGAAUGCAACCUCCCUAAGGGGCAAGAAAGGAGCCCGCCCCCCCCCCCCCCCAACACACACCGCUACCCAGAUCACCUCUGAGCAAGGGCUGACUUCCCCAGGACCGUGGGGGCGGCUGUCUUGGGGGAGGAAAGAGGCAGUGACAAUCUUUGGUUAUUGAAAGUAUUUAAAUGUUUGCCAAAAACGACAGCCAAAACAACCAAACUAUUUUCUAAAUAAACCUUUGUAAUCUAA
Messenger RNA from Mustela lutreola (European mink), 1993 nucleotides. It is a transcript of the gene ADRA2C, whose product is annotated as adrenoceptor alpha 2C. The transcript has a single exon. Bases 3 to 1421 code for a protein of 472 amino acids. Lineage: Eukaryota; Metazoa; Chordata; Mammalia; Carnivora; Mustelidae. Gene Ontology annotation, biological process: platelet activation; regulation of vasoconstriction; regulation of smooth muscle contraction. Gene Ontology annotation, cellular component: membrane. Gene Ontology annotation, molecular function: alpha2-adrenergic receptor activity. The record is from RefSeq and is a predicted model, not a curated record.